This is a messenger RNA of Cryptomeria japonica (Japanese cedar), 2496 nucleotides long. RefSeq names its product putative receptor protein kinase ZmPK1. Gene Ontology annotation, molecular function: protein serine/threonine kinase activity; ATP binding. The transcript has a single exon. The coding region runs from base 1 to 2496 and encodes 831 amino acids. Lineage: Eukaryota; Viridiplantae; Streptophyta; Pinopsida; Cupressales; Cupressaceae. The record is from RefSeq and is a predicted model, not a curated record. Gene Ontology annotation, biological process: protein phosphorylation; recognition of pollen.
AUGGAAGGAAAGAAAGAAGGCUGCUGUCCAUUGAUUGCAAUUGUAUUGGGAUGCCUCUUUCUCUGCGCAGCUCAAGUUUCUACAGAUGAGCUAAACAAAUUAGAUAAGCUAAGCCUCGGAGAUUCUCUUAUUCCUCAACAAAAUACAACUUGUUUGGUGUCUCCCAAUAAGACAUUCUCUGCUGGAUUUUAUGAAGUGGGCAUCAAUGCAUAUUUAUUCGCCGUAUGGUACACUCAUACGGUGAAUCUAACACUUGUUUGGGCGGCAAACCGAGACCAGCCGGUGAACGGAAGGGAUUCCCGUCUUCAACUGCAAAUAGAUGGAAACCUGCUGCUGUCUGAUGCAAAUGGAAGCACUGUAUGGGAAACCCACACAGCCAGCAACAACUUGGAUGUAAAAGAGGUUCUUCUCCUGGAAACUGGGAAUCUGGUUAUGCUAAAUUCUUCUGGACAGAGCGUUUGGGAAAGCUUUGAGAAUCCAACAGAUACACUUCUUCCCCAUCAGCUACUCAGAGGGAAUGGUCAGUUAGUAUCCAGCUUGCGCUCAGGCUCCACCACCUCAGGAUACUAUCGUCUCUAUUUUGACUACGACAACAUCCUUCGGUUAAGAUUCCAGAGCUCAUAUUCAGCCUCCAACUACUGGCCCACUCCUUACCUGCCCAUUUUUGACAAUGGAAGGUCGUCAUACAACGUCAGCCGUUUUGCAGUUUUGGACUCCUUUGGUGGGUUCAAGUCCAGCGAUAACUUUCCUUUCACCGCCUGGGAUUAUGGCCCGAAUCUUAAAAGAAGGCUGACCUUGGAUUCUGAUGGAAAUCUGAGAUUAUAUACAUUGGAGGAGGAUAAAGGCAUCUGGAACACCUCUUGGAUAGCACUCCCUGAAUGCUCCGUUCAUGGCCUCUGUGGAAUCAACGGAUUGUGCAUUUACAACCCUAAGGCCACAUGUACAUGUCCCCCUGGUUUCCACAUGAAGGACACAGCCGACAGAUUCAAGGGCUGCGCCCGAAAUGUGGAAAUUGCUGAUCUCAGAUCCAGUGCCGUAAAGCUCAUUUAUCUCUCUCACACAGAUUUCUAUGGCAACGAUCUCAUAGGAUACGGCACAUGGAUCACUUUUGAAGAAUGUAAGAGGUCUUGUAUGAAUGAUAAUCAGUGUCAAGGUUUCAGCUAUGUUUCGGAUGGCAAGGGUAGAUGCUACCCAAAAGGCCAACUUCUCAAUGGAUAUCGAUCUCCUUUCGUGCCAAACGACAUGUAUAUUAAGGUCUCCAUCAACGACAGCUCGCUUCUAAAUUCAACAAUCACUACCGAAAUCCUACCCAACUGCAACAGUUCUGUGAUACUUGUUUCUGAUAGUAGCAACUACAAGAUAUCCAAGAAGAGGAAUAUUGUCAAGUAUCCGCUUGGGUUCGCUAUUGCGUUCGGAGUGGUAGAAAUUGUUUGUAUCACGUUGGGUUGGUUGUACAUGUUCAGAGACCAUGACAACAGCUUUGAUUUUGAUCGUCAAGGGUAUUCCGCCAUUCCAAUGGGAUUUAAGAAGUUUAGCUUCCCAGAGCUGAAAAAGGCCACGGAUAACUUCACUGUAAAGCUGGGAGAGGGAGGGUUUGGAAGCGUCUACAAAGGGGUUUUGGCUGAAGAGAAGGUUGUGGCGGUGAAACAACUGGAAGGAGUGUCUCAGAGCGAGGAGCAAUUCUGGGCGGAGGUAAGCAUGAUUGGCAGAGUUCAUCACAUGAAUUUAGUCCGAAUGUUUGGCUUCUGUGCAGAGGGGAAGCACAGAUUGCUUGUUUAUGAGUUUGUUGAGAAUGGAUCGCUGGACAAGUAUCUGUUUACAGAAAGUGAGUGUUUGGGUUGGAACGAAAGGUUUAAGAUUGCAGUGAGCACGGCGAAGGGAUUGGCUUACCUUCAUGAAGAAUGCUUGGAAUGGAUUCUCCAUUGCGAUGUCAAACCUCAGAAUAUACUCUUAGACAGGAAUUUUAAUCCCAAGGUAUCUGACUUUGGAUUAGUAAAGCUGGUGGACAGAGACCGAGCCUUCUCUUUCUCUAAAGUUCGUGGAACUCGGGGAUACGUGGCUCCUGAAUGGGUGAUUAAUCUUCCCAUUACGGCUAAGGCGGAUGUGUAUAGCUUUGGGAUUGUACUUUUGGAGAUCGUGAUGGGGAGAAAUGCGUCCAAUCAAUCAGGCAAUUUGGUGCAAUGGGUUUCUGAGCAGAUGGAGGAGGGAAAGCUUUCAGAGGAAGUUGUAGACGCCAGGUUGAAUGGAAUCAUUGAGAGGGAAGAGGUGGAAGCUGUGGUGAGAACGGCAUUGCUUUGUCUUCAACAAGACCCGGCUUUGAGGCCCUCCAUGAGCCGGGUCGCUGAAUUGCUUUCUAAGAAGACCAGAAAUGGGAAUGAUGCGACAAACACAGAUGCUACAAUUUACAGCGAGAGGGGCACUUUUGGCCACUCAAUUUCGUCCAAUUUCCUCAAGGUUGAGCACGAAGCAAAAGGAGUGAGUAGAAAAUCGAUGUAG